AUGCUUCUUUUGGAACAGUCGAUCCUGCGAAUGCCCUCGAAGAACGAGCAAACGCAGACAAUCCGGUUCACGAUGGAUCUGUCGUCUCAAUGGAUCGAUCCCUUACUGAAGUGGGACCCAUCUCUGGCAAAUUUCACAUCACUCAAAGUACCCGAACAAAGUGUUUGGACACCGGACAUCACUCUCUUUGCAGCAACAUCCAACGAAGACCUCAUUGAGUACGAGCGACGCAUGGUGGUAUUAAAGCAUGACGGUUCUAUUCUGCAAUCCAAUCCACAAGUUGUCACACAUCCUUGUCAAAUUGACGUGGUUGACUUUCCUUAUGAUACCCAAACAUGCCGGCUAGAUCUUGGUUCCUGGCAAUACGACACGACUUAUAUGCGGAUCGAAACGCCUUAUGAAAACUACGAACCUUCAGACGAGUUCACGGGCAAUAACGAAUGGAAAUUACUUUCUCUAUCAUCCGAACUUACUCUCGACACUACCUACGAGGAAGGUGACUUCCAGGUGUUGGUGUUUUCGGUUCGGUUGCGCCGAAACUCGCAGUUCUAUUCGAUGGCAAUCGUCAUUCCAACGUGUGUGUGCACAUUUCUCUGUAUCAAUGGUCUCUUCUUGCCUUCCGAAACGAGCGGUCUGAACAUCGAGAAGGUAUCUCUGGGCGUUUGCACAUUACUGGCCAUGUCUCUCAUCUUGGAAUCUGUUACCGCCACUAUGCCAAGAUCACAGAAACUGCCUCUCCUAGGUAUCUAUGUACUGGCAGAAACGAUUCUAUGCGCAAUUGCUGUGCUAAUCACCUCAAUUUAUCUGACCCUUCAUGAACGGGCUACCACCCGAGGAUGGAACCCUCCUUCAUGCUUGGUCACUACGAUAUUGACUAGACAGUAUGAUAGAAAGAUCACGCACUACGAUGGCUUUCAACAGGAUCGCAACGGCUUCGAAUCCACUCAACUGGCAACUUACUUGGAAGUGAUUUCCUCGUUUUUACGAGAGGUAGCGUCCGACUCUCGGCUUGAGCGAAUGUGGGCUCGUAUAUUUGAUCGAAUCAACGUACUCACUCUAAUAUUCUUCCAAUUCAUUAAUAUUGUACUCACUUUAGCUAUACUGCUGUAA
Cooperia oncophora is the source of this 1110-nucleotide messenger RNA. The record is from the annotation of a GenBank genome assembly. Lineage: Eukaryota; Metazoa; Nematoda; Chromadorea; Rhabditida; Trichostrongylidae.